Penicillium diatomitis is the source of this 240-nucleotide messenger RNA. RefSeq lists its product as uncharacterized. Lineage: Eukaryota; Fungi; Ascomycota; Eurotiomycetes; Eurotiales; Aspergillaceae. The transcript is spliced from 2 exons. The record is from RefSeq and is a predicted model, not a curated record. The coding region runs from base 1 to 240 and encodes 79 amino acids. Gene Ontology annotation, molecular function: protein dimerization activity.
AUGCUUUGUGACUCCCAGAAUACUCUUCAACCGGAGGAGCCCCAAGGGAACAAUGAUGACGAGCUUGAUCGCUAUCUUGCUAAAGGACUGAUAUCUCAAUAUCCUCGUAUGUUCUGGAAGGAGCACCAACAAGAGUUUCCAAGUCUUGCAGCCCUUGCACGGGACAUCUUGUUUAUUCCUGCUAGUGGUGCCGGUGUGGAGCGUCUGUUUAAUUGCGCGCGUGAUAUCUGUCAUUAUUGA